Lutra lutra (Eurasian river otter) is the source of this 4503-nucleotide messenger RNA. It is a transcript of the gene AOPEP, whose product is annotated as aminopeptidase O (putative). Bases 316 to 2448 code for a protein of 710 amino acids. The transcript is spliced from 13 exons. NCBI's taxonomy places the organism in Eukaryota, Metazoa, Chordata, Mammalia, Carnivora, Mustelidae. Gene Ontology annotation, molecular function: metalloaminopeptidase activity; zinc ion binding. The record is from RefSeq and is a predicted model, not a curated record. Gene Ontology annotation, cellular component: nucleolus.
GCUCCGCGUUUGCGCAGACCUCUCCAGGGCGACUCCGCCCAGCUUUUCCGGAGGGGGCGGGCCGGACAGGCUGCGGUCCAGGCGCGCUUGGAUGACGUCACUAGGCGCGGCCCGGGUAGCCCUUGGUAACCCGGAGUCUGCGGAAGUGGAGACCGGUGGGCAGGCGGCUAAGACAGGGGACUGAAAGUUGUGGAACCACAAUUUGUGACAUCAGGUGUUUUUUGGGUAAGCAGCCAUUUAUGAUUCUGGAAGAUUAAGGCAGAUAGGAAGCCCCUUCUGAGACUGUAACAAAGCUCUCGAACAACAGCCGGCACCAUGGACCUAAAGCUGGACCCUUCCCGGGAUGACCUGCCUCUCAUGGCCAACACCAGCCACAUACUGGUGAAGCACUAUGUACUGGAUUUAAAUGUGGAUUUCGAAAGUCAAAUCAUUGAGGGCAACAUAGUGCUUUUCUUUGAGUCUGGGAACAGAUUCGAGAAACAGAGUGGUUCUACCAAGGAAACCUGCCAGUCAGAGUCCAGCGAAGCCUGCAGAUUUAGGAUGCCUGAACCCUGCCAUAGUCCUGGGACAGAUACAAGGACCUUCUCACCUAAAACAGGAUAUAAUGAUUUUGCAAUCUGUGGUAAAGGUGAAAAAGAUACUUCUGGUAAAGAUGGUAACCAUGACAACCCGAAACAGGCUUCUGGGAUUUCUAGCUCAAAGUACUGCUGUGACACAGGGAAUCACAGAAAUGAGGAGUUUUUGCUGGUGUUGGACUGCUGUGAUUUAUCUGUGCUAAAGGUUGAGGAGGUGGAUGUUGCUGCCGUGCCAGGUAUUGAAAAAUUUACAAGGUCUCCCAAGCUCACAGUUGUUUCUGAGGAGCUCAGGAAUCAGAUUGUACAUGAACUUGUGACUCUGCCGGCAGAUCGUUGGAGGGAGCAGUUAGACUAUUAUGCUGGCUGCAGCCAGGCUCCUGGCUGUGGGGAACUCCUGUUUGACACUGACACUUGGAGCUUACAGAUCAGGAAGACAGGGGCUCACACAGCUACUGACUUUCCUCACGCCAUAAGGAUAUGGUACAGCACCAAACCUCAGGGGCGAUCAGUUACAUGGACCUCAGACCAGAACGGCAGGCCAUGUGUUUAUACUAUGGGAUCUCCCAUAAACAACAGGGCCCUUUUUCCAUGCCAGGAGCCACCCGUUGCCAUGUCAACAUGGCAGGCUACGGUUCGAGCAGCUGCAUCUUUUGUUGUUUUAAUGAGUGGGGAAAAUUCUGCCAAGCCAACACAGCUUCAGGAAGGGUGCACAAGCUGGCAUUACUACGUCACCAUGCCAAUGCCAGCCUCCACCUUCACAAUCGCAGUGGGCUCCUGGACAGAAAUGAAGCCAGAGAUCUGCUCGCCCAAGGAUCUGGCAGCAGAGCGAUCCCUCUCACCUUCUGAGACUGACUCCAGGUAUGUUGGCAUUUGUGGUCACGUGGAGUACCCCUGCCGCUUCCAGAAUCCUUCUGCUACCACCCAGGAAAUUAUUCCUCAUCGGGUCUUUGCCCCACUGUGCCUCCAAGGUGCCUGUCGAGAGACCCUCCUGCAUCUGAUCCCUCUUUGCCUCUCGGCAGCAUACUCGGUCCUGGGAACACACCCGUUCUCCCGGCUGGACAUCCUCAUCGUUCCUGCCAACUUCCCGAGUCUGGGGAUGGCCAGCCCACACAUCAUCUUCCUCUCUCAGAGCGUCUUGACAGGAACGAGCCAUCUGUGUGGGACCCGGCUGUGCCAUGAAAUCGCUCACGCCUGGUUCGGCCUAGCCAUCGGGGCCCGGGACUGGACGGAGGAGUGGCUGAGUGAAGGGUUCGCCACUCACUUGGAGGACGUGUUCUGGGCCGCAGCACAGCAGCUGGCCCCCCACGAGGCACAGGAGCAGCAGGAGCUGAAGGCGUGUCUGCGCUGGCUUCGCCUCCAGGACGAAGUGCGGAACUCCCCCCAGGAGAUGCAGGUGCUGAGACCCAAUAAAGAGAAAACUGGCCAUGUGAGUGACUCAGGAUCUUCUGUCAUCAAACACGGGCUCAAUCCCGAGAAGGUCUUCAUGCAGGUUCAUUACCUAAAGGGCUAUUUCCUUCUCCGGUUCCUUGCCCAAAGACUUGGAGAUGAGACCUAUUUUGCAUUUUUAAGAAAAUAUGUGCACACAUUUCAUGGGCAGUUGAUCCUUUCCCAGGAUUUCCUUCAACUGCUGUUGGAGAAUAUCCCAGAAGAAGAAAGGCUUGAGUUGUCUGUGGAAAACAUCUUCCGAGACUGGCUGGAGAGUUCUGGAAUACCACAGCUAUCAAACGGGAAAAUGUCGGCCUCCAGCUGCCAUGAACUCUUUCCUAAAAAGGAUGCAGUGCCUUCUGUCCAGGGAUGUGUGUCACCUGUUACAAGUUAUUUGUUUGGACCAAUCAUUCUGGGAGCAAAAAAGAAUAAAACCCUGAGGUCUUAAAGAAGCAAAACAAAACAGUUUUCAUUCCACAGGUUACAGAGGCUUUUUGUCUCCUCUCAGGAAGGCUUCCCUUGUGGUUGGCCUCGAUUUUCCUUUUUGGCCGCACUGAAUGGAAAUCAUUAAAAAAAUGUGGAAAUCACUUCAGCAGCAAUAAAAGUAAGCAUGAGCCCCAAAGAGGUAAAAGAAAUUGGAUCCAAACCUCUUUAAAGAACACCCAACCCUGUAACCUUUGGCUUUGCAAACAAAUUUAAAAUUGAUUGUACCAUCGGUAUUAUAGAUUAUUUCCUUUUAUGACUCCCCCCCCCCCCCCCCGGUUAUAGAAGUAUUACGUAUUUAUUUUAGAAUAUAAAAAAGUUCAAAAUAAGAAAAUUAAAAUGGUCCAGAGAUAAUUUUUUGAUAUAAAUCCUUUCAGUCAUUUUUCUGGAGGUCUGAAUACAUGGUUUAUCCUUUCCUUUGUCUCCCUUUUUAAAACUCAAAUAAUGUGUUCUCUGUAGCAAGUUCAAGCAAUAGCAAAAUAUAAAAAGGAAAGGCCAUUGUUCCCUUCAGUCUUUCUCUGCAGAAAUAAUCCAUGCCUGCUAACAGCGUGGUGUGGGUCCUUCCACACAUUUUCUGUGCUAUACAGAACAUAGGUGCGUAUCCUUUUUAAACAAAAUUGGAAUCUUAUUAUCCAAGCUGAAAGUUCUCAUUUAAAAGUAUAUCUUAAGCAGCUUUCCAUAUCCCCUUUGAUAUAAUUUAAGAGCGGUAAUUUUCAACAGCUGCCUAGCUUUCUAACGAAUAGUACUGUAAUUUGAUUUACUCAGAUUCCCUCCUUGCCCCCCCAUAGUAUACAUUAUUUCUAAGAAAGUCGCCCAUUCUGCUAAUUUGACCGUUCUAUAAAUAGAUACUGACAUCUUUUCAUGUCUGCCCAAAGGUCUCUUCCAACCCCCCACCAGCUUAUAUGCGCAUGUAUUCCAACUCCUUUUAAAACAUUUAUGUGCAGAUACAUUAGAAAUAACUUUUCCCAUCCAGCCUUUCAUCUGUACUUCCUUAUUUUAGUUGCUACAGAAUUCUCCGUCUCCUCUUCUUCCUUGAGUUCCUGGCCACAUUGCCAAGUCCUGGUAUUCUUUUACCCAUAUUUAUUACAUUUUGAAUUUUCUUUCCUUUCCUACGGCCUCCCCAUUUUUCAUUAUAUUUGGCUUGGACUGGUUCGGUAGCUAAUUGGUUUUUUAGCCGCCAAGCCGCCCGCAUCAAUACUAAGUGGAUCUUUCUAAAAGAUUCCUCCUCACCAGAAACUUACUCCCCAUUAACUGUGGAUUGAGAAUAAACUCUUUGGCUUGCUAUUUGAGGCUCUCAGCAGAACUACCCCAGGCUGUCUUCUUAAACUUUAAUUUCUACCCUCCUAGGCAUAUGCUCAGCCAUAUUUACCAAUCUCUAAAUGUUUCUUUGCCGUGGGCCUUCCUUUGUGCAUUCCCUUUUCUCCUUGGAAUGCUUUCCUUUCCAUGUAUUUAGCAAGUGUCAUGACCCACCUUACAUUGUUGCUAUUUGUAUAUGGGUCUCAUACAUAGGCUUCCCCACCCUGGGGAAACAAGGACUCUGUCUGACUCAUCCUAGUCUUACUGCUGUGAUGCGCACAGUAGGUGCUCCGGGUCUCGAUGUCCAAUAUGGCGGCCACUAGCCACACGUAGUUAUUCAGCGCUUGAAAAAUACCCAGUGGCCCGAAGAGCUGAAUUUUUAAUCUAAUCCAAAUCUAAAUUUAAGAUCUAAUAAUCCAGUUUUUGUUUGGAACAACUUUGGAUAUGUGAAUGCAUCUACUUUUUUUAACCUUCAAUUUUACAAAAUCUAAAUAUAGAUCAAGCAUUUCUGGUUAAAAUUUAGCACUUGAGGUGGACUAUGAAAACACUCAGAUUUAGAAGAUUUAUUACAAAAAAAGGAAGGCAAUAUAUCUCUUUAAUGGUUUAUAAAAUACUGAUUACAGGGCGCCUAUGUGGCUCAGUGGGUUAAAGCCUCUGCCUUCCGCUCAUGUCAUGAUCUCAGGGUCCUGAGAUCAAGCCCCCCCCCCCCCAGCAUUGGGCUCUC